AUGACCCACAGCCCCGCCUCAAGCGAGGACGAGGAACGCCACAGCGCCAGCGAGUGCCCCGAGGGCGGCUCGGAGUCCGACAGCCCCCCAGAGGGGCCCGGGACAGGCCCCCAGGGGACCCGGGGCAGCGGGGCACCUGGUAGCCUGGCCUCGGCGGGAGGCCUCCAGGGCCGCUCCAUGUCCGCCCUGGACGACGCCCACUUCAGCAUGAUGGUCUUCAGGAUCGGCAUCCCGGACCUGCACCAGACAAAAUGCCUGCGCUUCAACCCUGAUGCCACCAUCUGGACCGCCAAGCAGCAGGUGCUCUGCGCCCUGAGCGAGAGCCUGCAGGACGUGCUCAACUACGGCCUGUUCCAGCCCGCCACCUCGGGCCGCGACGCCAACUUCCUGGAGGAGGAGCGGCUGCUGCGGGAGUACCCCCAGUCCUUCGAGAAGGGGGUGCCCUACCUGGAGUUCCGGUACAAGACCCGCGUUUACAAACAGACCAACCUGGACGAGAAGCAGCUGGCCAAGCUGCACACAAAGACCGGACUGAAGAAGUUUCUGGAGUACGUGCAGCUCGGGACGUCUGACAAGGUGGCGCGGCUGCUGGACAAGGGGCUGGACCCCAAUUACCAUGACUCGGAUUCAGGAGAGACCCCCCUGACGCUGGCUGCCCAGACGGAAGGCUCUGUGGACGUGAUUCGAACCCUGUGCCUGGGAGGGGCCCACAUCGACUUCCGAGCCCGGGAUGGCAUGACAGCCCUGCACAAGGCCGCGUGUGCCCGGCACUGCCUGGCUCUCACGGCGCUCCUGGACCUCGGGGGCUCUCCCAACUACAAGGACCGCCGGGGGCUCACCCCUCUGUUCCACACGGCUAUGGUGGGGGGCGACCCCCGCUGCUGCGAGCUGCUGCUGUACAACCGGGCCCAGCUGGGCGUGGCCGACGAGAACGGCUGGCAGGAGAUCCACCAGGCCUGCCAGCGGGGUCACUCUCAGCACCUGGAGCACCUGCUCUUCUACGGGGCUGAGCCCGGAGCCCAGAACGCCUCGGGGAACACGGCCCUGCACAUCUGCGCCCUCUACAACAAGGAGUCCUGUGCUAGGAUCCUCCUCUACCGAGGGGCCAGCAAGGACGUGAAGAAUAACAACGGACAGACCGCCUUCCAGGUGGCAGUGAUCGCUGGGAAUUUUGAACUGGGGGAGCUGAUUCGAAACCAUCGAGAGCAGGACGUGGUGCCCUUCCAGGAGUCCCCCAAGUAUGCGGCCCGGCGACGGGGACCCCCGAGCGCGGGGCUGACGGUGCCGCCCGCGCUGCUGCGGGCCAACAGCGACACCAGCAUGGCCCUGCCCGACUGGAUGGUGUUCAACGCCCCCGGCGCCUCCUCCGCCGCGGCCCCCGCCCCCACCGCGGCGCCCCAGGGCCAGUCGCAGCCCGCGGCCCCCGGCACCAAGCUCAGCACCGGGACCCUCCGAAGUGCCAGCAGCCCCCGGGGCGCCCGGGCUCGCUCCCCGUCCCGAGGGAGGCACCCCGAGGAGGCCAAGAGGCAGCCCCGUGGACGGCCCAGCUCCAGCGGGACGCCCCGGGAACCGGCCGGGGGCACCGGGGGCUCAGGGGGGCCCGGGGGCUCCCUGGGCAGCCGCGGGCGACGCCGGAAGCUCUACUCGGCGGUGCCCGGACGCUCCUUCAUGGCGGUGAAGUCCUACCAGGCCCAGGCCGAGGGGGAGAUCUCCCUGAGCAAGGGGGAGAAGAUCAAAGUGCUGAGCAUCGGGGAAGGCGGCUUCUGGGAAGGCCAGGUCAAAGGUCGCGUCGGCUGGUUCCCCUCCGACUGCCUGGAAGAGGUGGCAAACCGCUCCCAGGAGGGAAAGCAAGAAAGCCGCAGUGACAAGGCGAAGAGACUGUUCCGGCAUUACACGGUGGGCUCCUACGACAGCUUUGAUGCCCCAAGCUUGAUGGAUGGGAUUGGCCCAGGGAGCGAUUACAUCAUCAAGGAGAAGACGGUUCUGCUGCAGAAGAAGGACAGCGAGGGGUUUGGGUUCGUGCUCCGGGGGGCCAAGGCGCAGACCCCCAUCGAGGAGUUCACCCCCACCCCGGCCUUCCCGGCCCUGCAGUAUCUGGAGUCGGUGGACGAGGGCGGCGUGGCAUGGCGCGCUGGACUGCGCAUGGGCGACUUCCUCAUCGAGGUGAACGGGCAGAAUGUGGUGAAGGUGGGCCACCGCCAGGUGGUGAACAUGAUCCGCCAGGGGGGCAACACGCUGAUGGUGAAGGUGGUGAUGGUCACGCGGCACCCCGACAUGGAGGAGGCCGUCCCCAAGAAAGCACCCCAGCAGGCUAAGCGGCUCCCGCCCCCAGCCAUCUCCCUGCGUUCCAAGUCCAUGACCUCAGAGCUGGAGGAGAUGGAGUAUGAGCAGCAGCCGGCGCCCGUGCCCAGCAUGGAGAAAAAGCGGACCGUGUACCAGAUGGCGCUCAACAAACUGGACGAAAUUCUGGCGGCAGCUCAGCAGACCAUCAGUGCGAGCGAGAGCCCUGGGCCUGGGGGCCUGGCCUCCCUGGGCAAACACCGGCCCAAAGGCUUCUUCGCCACCGAGUCGAGCUUCGAUCCCCACCACCGCUCGCAGCCGAGCUAUGAACGGCCUUCCUACCUGCCUCCAGGACCUGGGCUUAUGCUCCGGCAAAAAUCUAUUGGGGCUGCGGAAGACGACAGGCCUUACCUAGCGCCCCCAAGCAUGAAGUUCAGCCGCAGCCUGUCUGUGCCCGGUUCGGAGGACAUCCCCCCGCCCCCCACCACGUCCCCACCCGAGCCCCCUUACAGCACGCCCCCCGCCCCCUCCAUCUCCGGCCGCCUCACGCCCUCCCCCCGGGGCGGGCACUUCAACCCCAGCUCCGGCGGCCCCCUCCCCGCCUCUUCGCCCUCCUCCUUCGACGGGCCCUCCCCUCCCGACACCCGCCUGGGCGGCCGGGAGAAGAGCCUGUACCACAGCGGGCCCCUGCCCCCCGCCCACCACCACCCGCCCCACCACCACCACCACCACGCCCCGCCCCCCCAGCCCCACCACCACCACGCCCACCCCCCUCACCCCCCCGAGAUGGAGACGGGCGGCUCCCCCGACGACCCCCCGCCCCGACUGGCUCUGGGGCCCCAGCCGAGCCUGCGCGGCUGGCGGGGCGGCGGGCCCAGCCCGACCCCGGGCGCCCCGUCCCCGUCGCACCACGGCGGCGCGGGCGGCGGCCCCGCCCAGGCCCCGGCGCUGCGCUACUUCCAGCUGCCCCCGCGCGCGGCCAGCGCCGCCAUGUACGUGCCCGCCCGCUCGGGCCGCGGGCGCAAGGGCCCGCUGGUCAAGCAGACCAAGGUGGAAGGCGAGCCGCAGAAGGGCGGCCUCGCGCCCGCGCCCUCGCCCACGUCGCCGGCGUCCCCGCAGCCGCCGCCCGCCGCCGCCGCGCCGUCGGAGAAGAACUCCAUCCCCAUCCCCACCAUCAUCAUCAAGGCCCCGUCCACCAGCAGCAGCGGCCGCAGCAGCCAGGGCAGCAGCACCGAGGCCGAGCCCCCGCCGCCGCCCGAGGCCGCGGGCGGCUCCUCCGCGCCCAGCACCGCGCCGGCCGCGUCGCCCGCGCCGCCGUCCCCGUCGCCCGCGCCCGCCCCCGCCUCGCCCAGCGGCCCGGCCACCCUGGACUUCACCAGCCAGUUCGGGGCGGCCCUGGUGGGGGCGGCGCGCCGGGAGGGCGGCUGGCAGAGCGAGGCCCGACGGCGCUCCACGCUCUUCCUCUCCACCGACGCGGGCGACGAGGAGGGCGGCGACGGCGCGCUGGGCUCGGGCGCGCCCCCGGGCCCGCGGCUGCGCCACUCCAAGUCCAUCGACGAAGGCAUGUUCUCCGCCGAGCCCUACCUCCGCCUGGAGGCCGGGGGCGGCGGCUACGGGGGCUACGGCGCCGCCAGCCGCGCCUACGGGAGCAGCGGGGGCAGCAGCGCCUUCACCAGCUUCCUGCCGCCGCGGCCCCUGGUCCACCCGCUGACCGGCAAGGCCCUGGACCCCGCCUCCCCGCUCGGGCUGGCGCUGGCGGCCCGCGAGCGGGCGCUGAAGGAGUCCUCGGAGGGCGGGGGCGCCCCCCAGCCGCCGCCCCGGCCCCCGUCGCCCCGCUACGAGGUCCCGCCGCCCACCCCGCACCACCACUCGCCCCACGCCCACCACGAGCCGGUGCUGCGUCUCUGGGGGGCCUCCCCUCCGGACCCCGCCCGCCGGGAGCUGGGGUACCGGGCGGGGCUGGGCGGCCCGGAGAAGCCCCUCGCGGCCAGCCCGCCCGCCGCGCGGCGCUCCCUGCUGCACCGCCUGCCGCCCACGGCGUCCGGGGUGGGGCCCCUCCUGCUGCAGCUGGGCCCGGAGCCCCCCGCCCCGCUCCCCGGGGUGAGCAAGGCCUGGCGGGCCGGAGCCCCCGAGGAGCCCGAGCGGCUGCCCUUACACGUGCGGUUCCUGGAGAACUGCCAGCCGCGGGCCGGGGGGGCGGGGGGCCGGGGUCCCCCCGCGGAGGAUGGCCCGGGGGUCGCGCCGCCCAGCCCGCGCCGCUCGGUGCCCGCCUCGCCCACCUCCCCGCGGGGCAGCGAGGAGAACGGGCUCCCCCUGCUGGUCCUGCCGCCCCCCGCCCCCUCCGUGGACGUGGAGGACGGCGAGUUCCUCUUCGUGGAGCCGCUGCCCCCGCCCCUGGAGUUCUCCAACAGCUUCGAGAAGCCCGAGUCGCCGCUCACGCCCGGGCCUCCGCACCCCCUGCCGGACCCCCCCACCCCGACCACCCCGCUGCCCCCCGCGCCCCCCGCCGUCGCUGCCGCCCCGCCCACCCUGGACUCCACCGCCUCCAGCCUGACCUCCUACGACAGCGAGGUGGCCACGCUGACCCAGGGCGCUCCCGCGGCUCCGGGGGACGCCCCUGCGCCCGGCCCGCCGGCCCCCGCCGCCCCGGCCGCCCCCGCGCCCCAGCCUGGGCCGGACCCUCCGCCCGGCACGGACUCCGGGAUCGAGGAGGUGGACAGCCGGAGCAGCAGCGACCACCCCCUGGAGACCAUCAGCAGCGCGUCCACGCUGAGCAGCCUGUCGGCCGAGGGUGGCGGCAGCGCAGGCGGCGGGGGUGGCGGCGGGGCCGGGGUGGCCAGCGGGCCGGAGCUGCUGGACACCUACGUGGCCUACCUGGACGGCCAGGCCUUCGGGGGCAGCGGCACCCCCGGCCCACCGUACCCCCCGCAGCUCAUGACUCCGUCUAAGCUCCGCGGCCGGGCUCUGGGGGCCAGCGGGGGCCUGCGCCCCGGCCCCAGCGGGGGACUCCGCGACCCCGUCACCCCCACGAGCCCCACCGUCUCCGUGACGGGGGCCGGGACGGACGGGCUGUUGGCCUUGAGUGGUUGUUCAGGACCCUCGACGGCAGGUGUGACUGGGGGUCCAGUAGCCGUGGAACCAGACGGCCCGCCGGUGCCCUUGUCGUCCGCCUCGUCCCUGCCGCGGAAGCUGCUGCCCUGGGAGGAGGGCCCGGGCCCCCCGCCGCCGCCGCUGCCCGGGCCCCUGGCCCCGCCUCAGGCCUCAGCCUUGGCCACAGUGAAAGCCAGCAUCAUCAGCGAACUCAGCUCCAAGCUCCAGCAGUUUGGGGGCUCCUCGGCAGCUGGUGGCGCUCUGCCCUGGGCCCGGGGAGGCAGCGGGGGAAGCGGGGACAGCCACCACGGGGGAGCGAGCUACGUCCCCGAGAGGACCUCCUCCCUGCAGCGGCAGAGACUCUCCGAAGACUCCCAGUCCUCGCUCCUCUCCAAACCCGUGAGCAGCCUGUUUCAGAACUGGCCCAAAACACCCCUGCCGCCGCUUCCCACCGGGACCGGGGUCCCUUCCGCUGCUGCGGCCCCGGGGGCCACCUCGCCCUCGGCCUCCUCCUCCUCCACGUCCACCCGCCACCUCCAGGGUGUGGAAUUCGAGAUGCGGCCGCCCCUGCUCCGCCGGGCCCCCAGCCCCUCGCUCCUGCCCACGUCGGAGCACAAGGUCAGCCCCGCGCCCCGGCCCUCGUCCCUGCCCAUCCUGCCUUCGGGACCCCUCUAUCCGGGCCUCUUUGACAUCCGCAGCUCUCCCACGGGAGGGGCCGGGGGCUCGGCCGACCCCUUCGCCCCCGUCUUUGUGCCACCGCACCCGGGGAUGUCCGGGGGCCUCGGGGGAGCCUUGUCCGGGGCCUCCCGCUCCCUCUCACCGACCCGCCUGCUUUCGCUGCCCCCGGACAAGCCUUUCGGCGCCAAGCCCCUGGGGUUCUGGACCAAGUUCGAUGUGGCCGACUGGCUCGAGUGGCUGGGCUUGGCUGAGCACCGAGCCCGCUUCCUGGACCACGAGAUCGACGGCUCCCACCUGCCCGCCUUGACCAAGGAGGACUACGUGGACCUGGGCGUGACCCGGGUGGGCCACCGCAUGAACAUCGACCGGGCUCUCAAAUUUUUCCUGGAGAGGUGA
Messenger RNA from Eptesicus fuscus (big brown bat), 6444 nucleotides. RefSeq names its product SH3 and multiple ankyrin repeat domains 1 (gene SHANK1). Gene Ontology annotation, cellular component: dendritic spine; postsynaptic membrane; postsynaptic density. NCBI's taxonomy places the organism in Eukaryota, Metazoa, Chordata, Mammalia, Chiroptera, Vespertilionidae. Gene Ontology annotation, molecular function: ionotropic glutamate receptor binding; synaptic receptor adaptor activity. The transcript has 23 exons. The record is from RefSeq and is a predicted model, not a curated record. Bases 1 to 6444 code for a protein of 2147 amino acids.